AUGGAACUUUUGAAGAAUUCAGAAGAUUCGACAUUAAGAAUUUCUCAAACAGAAGAAGAGAUGGGAGAAGGAAAAUCAUAUCGAAAGCAAUAUAAGGCUUAUACAGUAAUGCAACGCUCUGGAUUUGAACACACAGACUACGUGUCAAUAAUGAUCAAUCUUUGUCGAGCAGAAAUAUUUAUAUCCCUUUGCUUUUUGAUACAUGGACUUACUUGUCCAGGAUUCGCUGAGGAAACUGCAUAUCAAAGUACUUGUCAUAUGAAUGUGGUAGCUGCAGUAGUUGGUACAACAACAGGAAGUGUUGGACUUGGAGCAGUUCACAGAUAUCGCUGGAGAAUGAUCCUGAUAACGUGGCUUGUACUGUGCAUUAUAUCUGCCGUUGGCAAUUUAUUAUCAGUUAUAACAACGGGCAUCUGGUUGGAUCACUUAAGCAAAAUGAAAAGUCGUACUGGUAUUGUUAAUUGUUUAAGUGGAAUGAUGCUCCUUAUUUCAGUUGCUGUUGGUGUAUGUUUCAUAUUGUCAUCGGUUAUGAUAUGUCACUUUUGGAAUUCAUAUUCACCAAAGUAUCAAGCAGUUGGAAAGAUUUCGAAACGAACACGAUUACGACGACGAUCUUCAAAACCAAAUAGUGGUACGGAAAGAAGAACUGAAAAAAUGGCAUAUCAUAUCGUUUGA
Molecule: messenger RNA, 675 nt
Organism: Dracunculus medinensis (Guinea worm)
Lineage: Eukaryota; Metazoa; Nematoda; Chromadorea; Rhabditida; Dracunculidae
Source: the annotation of a GenBank genome assembly